AUGUCGCGACCGCAGUCGCAAGCACCCAGCUCGCGCAAGCGGUCAAACACCGUGCAAUCCGUAUUUAGUCCAACGACAACCUCUGCACCACCACUCAAGAUUGGCGACUGGCGCACGCUCACCACAUGGGUGAACGAGCCUACAACGUCUUCAGUGAAAUUCAACCAUCGGCACUGGCCAGGCGUCGCUGAAGGCGACCUACUCUGCAUCUCCACGCCUCUACCAGAGCACGCGCCUGGUUUCCUGUUCGUAGUGCCUCCAGAUGAUCCAUCACUGAAGUAUCAACUUCAGAUCUCGUUGCCGAGACCAGUGUUGGAGAAGUUUGGACUCCGGAGUAAUAGUGAGGUUACAGUGACUAAGGUAGACCAAGAGCGGAUCAGCGCAGAAUUCGUGGAGUUCGUAUUUCAAGACCAAUACCUCGGGAGGAAUGAUAUGUGGCGGCUCGGUCGCGCUCUGGUCGGGCGAUGUUUGUACGUCGACGAGCAAGUGUCCUUCAUCGGCGUCAUAGCGGCCACGGUCCAAGCGCUGUACAUCAACGGGGAGAAGGUAUCUGCAGCGUACGUCUCGCCCGCGACGAAGGUCGUGUAUCGCUCUCUCUCUGCCAAGAUCACCAUUUUCAUUCAAAUCUGUCGCGAACUGUGGGAGUUUGCGGGUGACGGCGAGCGAUAUAACGAAAAGAUUGUGCAUUCCUUCCUGCCCGCGUUGUUCGACAAAUGGAAGGCCAUGAACACCAACCACAUUGUUACCAUUGUCCUGAUCUCGCGCGUGUUCUACGACGCUUCUGAAACGGGCUACGCCGCAGGGCCUCUCCGCAAAGACGAAGACGGACGUUCUUAUAAGGACUUCUUCAAGGUCAUCACCGACCUCGAAGUACUCUACGACUGGAGACCCACCCUGGUCAGCCUAAAGGACUCCUUUUGGGCAUUUCAACGGGAUAUCCUCCUCGCGCAUCACUACCACCGCAACCUGUCGUCGUCGACCAGCACGGACGCGGACCCAGUCCGCCUCGUAGGCCAGAUAUCAUACGCCCAUGACGGCCCCCUCCUCGAAGCCCUCAACCUCGCACUCAAGCCCACAGAGACGCACUACAUCGAUCGCUCGCUGUCACUCACCGGCGCGUCGACAAUCGUCAUCACGCCAGGCACGGGCUACUUCCGCGUCUCGAAGCAACUGCUACGGCUCACCACGACCCGGAUGCUGGACCAGGGCUUCGCGCUCGACAUGAUAUCCCUUGCGAAGCCACCACUGCACCAGACGCCUAUCUUCUGCUUCAAGGGCGCGGAGCCGCACGCGCGGCUUGAGGCAGGCAAGAUCGACUCGCGGACGUUCGACCCCUUGUGGGGCGGCGACGACGGCGCGGAUCUCAGCGGGCGCGAACUGAAAACGUUCUGGUGGGAGCCGUUUUGGAUGCAGAUCUCGUUCUGGGACAGGCAGAUGGAUCUUCCGUUCCGCAAGGACAGGUUCGUCGCGCGGGCCAGAAUGCACGAGAUCGAGAUGCUCGGUCUCUUGGACCAUGACGUUCUUUCCAGCAUCGAAAUCCCGUACCUGGAGCCGGAGCACAUCAACCCUAUCACAUACGAGACGAUGACGGACACGACGGACUCCGACUUGUCACAGUCGGACACCCUAGGAGCAGAUUCGACGUUGAUCACGCCCGAGGAAGCGGAUCAAUUCGACAUGAAUGUUUUCAACGUCCGACUAGACACCUCCAAUGUCCCUACUGCUCGUAACUCCAUCUCAUCUAACAGUAGCGGUGCUGUCACCUCCACGACGUCCAGAGAUCUCAAGAGGUCAUCGACCAUCCGAACUUCGGAGACCUCGCGGAUCUCUCCCAUCCAGGAAAGCCCAAGACCGGAAGGAAGGGACCUCCAGGAAGAUUCCGGCGCUCUAGAUCGAGAACAGAGACUCUCAGUGGUACUCACGGGAGGGGCCUUGAGCACCUCGCCGUCUCAAGCUUCUAUCCUUUCGGCCCGGUCGUCACGCUCGCAACGAAGCACAAGGACCACUGCAGGACCUCACCGGCAGGAAGGUAGCCGUGAGGAAACGGUACCUCGUAAUUCAGGGAUAUCACGGCUUGCACCUACCUGGCUGCUCAAUCCAUUUCGCAGUGGCCCCAGCCAACCCCAGACUUCUCCCGUCUUCGCCGCCGGAUCUUCCGGCACACCUUCCCCGAAACCUGCCCCUCCCACCCAAUCUAAAUUGGCGUCCACUCGACCAUCACAGCUCCAGUCCCAACAACAGCAGCCAGUCACGAUCAGAGGGAGCAACACACGUCCGACCCGCCAGCGCACUAUUGACGACGAUCUCGUUCCUCACCGUGGCUCCCUUACUCGACAUUCUCCAGUCGGCACCCCUCCUCGAGACAGUCUUCUGAGCAAGCGCCGGGACACGCUCAGCAGCGUCGCCAACCUCCCCAUCGUUCCUCCCAACCUCGCUCUAUACGUCCAUCCCACCAAACCGCUCACAAGCGUCCCAUACGCUCAAGCCGCUCUCGCCCGCCGCUGGCAGCACAUCUUCGCCCAUCCACUCACGAAGCAGGAUAUCAAGUGGCGGUCUAUGACUACGCCCGCCUGUCUGCCGCUUUCCGUGGAGCACUUCCCGAGCACACAUGAGCUUGAGACGUCGUACGAUGUCUUCUCAUACGACUUCGUCUACGACCCCUCCGAGAUGCAUUCCUUCCUCGUCCAGCUGCCUCCGAUGCAGGGCAGCCCCGAGGAGACACGCCGCGCGUGGGCGCUCGCCAUGAUGCGCGGCAUGGUCGCCCUCCGGCUCGCGCAAGGCUUCCAGUUCAUCCUCCGACCAUCGCGCUCGAGCGGCGCCGCCCCCGACGCGGCCCCUCCCACAUCGUCGAUGCGCCGCACGAAGACAUACGUGGGAGACGACGGCGCACAAGCGCGGCCCAUCGGCGCGGCGCAGGUGCUCACGUCCGCGCACGACGCGGUGUACCUCAGCAUGAGCAACGAGAUCCACCACAUCGUGUACACGGGGGACUCGAUCCAGGUGCGGCGGUACGUCCGCCGGAUGCCGCGCACGGAGCUGUUCGAGUACCAGUGUCUGAUCUGGCCGAAGCUUGGUGGGGGGUACACGGAGAUGAGCACGGCGUUCAGCUCGCAUGGGAUGGAGCGUUAUGGCUGGAACCGACUGGACAUGCUCGUUGCAGGGUACGAGCACCGGUUCCACGAGUCGCUGCGGUACUGGCGCACGCGCUUCGUCGUCAUCCCCACGGACGAGUCCCCGCACACGAGCGUUGCGCCGUCCGGGGAGAAGCUGAACGAGGAGGAGACGAGGCUGUUGGGUAUGGACAAGCUCGCGGAGCUGUUCGCGAAGGCGCGCCGCGACAUCCCCGGUCAGCCUCAGCCCCCAGUGCGGUUCAUCACCACGGACCUCGGACCGGCGCAAUGCGUGCUCGACGACGGGGUCAUUGCGCAAGUAGACGAGAUCCAUGCCACCGGGCCGCUGAGGAAGAAGAUGAAGAGCGAGCGGGACCUGGCCGAACUCUCCCUCCAGGCGGUCGCGAAGGCGAUGCGCGACGAGGAUGGGGUGCCGAUCAAGGAAAACAAGUGGCACCGGCGCCGGUACGCGAACUCGUUCACCGGCGCGCAGCUCGUCUCGUGGCUCGUGCGCGAGUUCCGGGAUGUGUCCACGCGCGAGCAGGGCGCUGAGUGGGGCGCGAAGCUGAUGGAGCAGGGGCUCUUCGAUCACUGUCGAGGCACGCACGGGUUCUUGGAUGGUCACUACUUUUACGUGCUGCGCGGAGAGUACAUUGUCCCCGUUACGCCUAAAGCCAGUUGGUUCUCAAGACCCACGAAACAUGAGGAAAUGCCGUCUCGAGGAGGCCAUUCACCUAUGACGCCCUAUCCCGGCAAGAAGGCUCGCAAACGCCAUGGUGCUAUCGUUCUCACUCAAUUCAUGGUGAUUGAUGUCGACCCCAAGAAGCAAAGCGACCAAGCUGAGUCUGUCAUCCUCCACUACGACAUCAUCCACAACCCAGCGACCUGCUUCCACUUCGAGAUGCACUGGAUCGGGACCACUGCGCGAUACAUCGACGACCUCCUCAAGCAAUGGGGCCGGACGAUCGAGCGCUACGGCCUGAAGCUCGUCGAGGCCUACGUGGAGCAGAUCAGCGACAUCCGCGAGAAGAACGCCUUCCAGUCCUACUUCCCCAUAGCGCUCGCCGUCGCGCCCCCGUCGCUGUCAGAGACGGGCCGGCGGCUGCCCGAGGGCGUGCAGGCGCUGCAUUACUUCGAGUCCGCGCUGCUCCGCAAGGCGCAGUUUGUGCUCGACAUCGAGGGCGAAGAGCACUACACGGACCAGGCCGAGGUCGACUACUCGUACCGCCGCUCGCACUUCAAGCACUCGCAGUGGGUGCACCGCUCCGGCGUCGCGUUCGUCCAGGUCGUCGGGGGCACGCACGGCUUCCGCUUCCUCACGAACCGGCUGAUGGCCCCUGGGCGCAUCGGCACGGCGCUCAAGUACCAACGGCCUGCGGCCAUGGCGGAGGAGAUUCGGAUCAAGCUCCACGAGUUCUGCUCGGAUGAGAGGAAAUUGGGGCAGUUCUACGAGGACGAGAUCGCUUUGUUGGAACAGGCACCCGAGGAGCCCCCGCCGCUGCGGAUUUGA
Molecule: messenger RNA, 4620 nt
Organism: Epithele typhae
Lineage: Eukaryota; Fungi; Basidiomycota; Agaricomycetes; Polyporales; Epitheliaceae
Exons: 8
Coding region: 1-4620 (1539 amino acids)
Biological process (GO): negative regulation of TORC1 signaling; intracellular signal transduction; positive regulation of autophagy
Cellular component (GO): GATOR1 complex
Molecular function (GO): GTPase activator activity
Source: RefSeq, a predicted model, not a curated record